CUCAUGAGACCUGAACUCCAGCUUGUGAGCAUUGUAUGGUCUGAGCAGAGGGAAGCAGGCACAACCAAAUGCCUUCAAAAACUUAUAAUCAGGAGCAGACUUGAAUAAUAGUGUGUAGGGUACCUGAAACUUAACAGAUGCCACUCGGGGAACUAUUGCAGCAAAAUAUGGAAUUUCUAAGGCCUCAAGGCCAGUUGCUUUGGCUUUCAUGAAGAGGACUCUUGCUAGAUGCCGGGCAUUUGAGGAAACCAGGAAAAGUUGCUUUUUGGAUCCCCUGUUUAAAGAUGUCCUAUUUGCAACUCCUGCUCUUGACAACUAUACUGUUUCAACUGUUGCUGAUAACCGACCACUUGCUCAAAACACUAUGCAAGAUUUUGCACCACCAGGUUCAUUUCCUUCCAGGGAGCUAAAUGUCUUGGGAAAUUCAAACCAUCCAUCCAACUUGGACUUUGCCAGGACUAGACAAAUACUGAACGGAGGGAAGAAAGCUAAAGUGCUACCUGAUGGUGUUGGUGUUAGCACUUAUUUGAGAGGGAAGAAAGGAGAAGUGCCACUUGAUAAUGUUGGUGCUAGUGAUUCUUUGGGAGGGAAGAAAGGAAAAGUUCUACUUGAUGAUGUUGGUGCUAGUGCUUCUCUGGGAGGGAAGAAAGGAGAAGUGCUACUUGACGGUGUUGGUGCUAGUGCUUCUUUGGGAGAGAAAAAAGGAGAAGUGCUACUUGACGGUGUUGGUGCUAGUGCUUCUUUGGGAGAGAAAAAAGGAGAAGUGCUACUUGACGGUGUUGGUGCGAGUGCUUCUUUGGGAGGAAAGAAAGGAGAAGUGCUAUUUGACGAUGAUGGUGUUGAUGCUAGCGCUUCUUUGGGAGGGAAUAAAGGAGAAGUGCUACUUGCUAGUGCUUCUUUGGGAGGGAAGAAGGGAGAAGUACUACUUGAGGAUGUUGGUGCUAGUGCAACUCUUGGUAAUUCGUUCUUGGGUGGAACAAAGGGAAAGAGGAGUAAAAGAGGGACGAACAAGGACACUUCUACGAGAAAUUAUGUUAAAAGAGGCGGUCGUUCUUCUGCAAGUAACACAAGGAAUGGGCGUAAACCAAAAGCAAAGGGCAAACCGAAGACAGAUCAACUCUCUACUUCUGCAGAAGGGUCACUUCACAAGUUGGUGGAAAAUACUAACUCUAAGCAUCAAUUGGCUUGUGGCUCUGAUCAACUGGUUUCCAGUGAUAACAAUAAUGUUGGCUCUGUACCUCAUGGUUCUAGAACUAUCGAUUUUGCCUUUGAAACUGAGGAUCCCUUGGAUUUAACAAACAUGCCUGAACUAGACUCCAUAGAAGUUGGUGCAGAUAAAGACCUGGAUUCUUGGUUAAACAUUGAUGUGGAUCCCUUAGAAGAUGAUGAUGAUGCGGUGGGCCUAGACAUACCGAUGGACGAUCUGUUCACGGUUCUGUGAAGACGAAUGCCAGGAUAUUAUGUAUUCCUAUCAUUAUUUGGUGUUUAUAAACCGCACCGUGUCGGUUGAAUUCUGCUCAUUCAAUUCAUUACUCUCCAGUAGAGUCUUAGUUAUGAUCAUUAUUAUUUUUGUAUAUACUUGGCAGUCAGUAUCUACAUUACAGUACCAAAUAUAGAAGCCCAACAUAGAGUUAAAGAAAUACAGAAAAGAAGAAAAAGGUAGUUCUCAAUUGUUCAUAUGAGAAUAGAGCUCCAUUGGUUGUAACUGUUACAUACAUUACAAAUAAUUUAUAAAUGUGUUGUUAUUUUCUCUCAUGGCUUGUAAAUUAUAUCAUCCUAAUUACGACAUUACGAAGUCAAUCUGUGCUAUUCACUGUGCUCAAGAAUUGGAAAUCAUAAAGCCAUCGUAGGAAGCCAACCGUAUGUGUUCUAUCUGAGAACUCGUGCACUAAUCUUUAGGAGAAAUGAUAAAGGGUGAUAGUAAAACUGAAAAUAGGAUAGAAGUUGGAAAUCACCACCAUGUAAGGGGAAGGAUUUAAUUUGCCACCUCCAAGUUGAACGAACAAAUUUGAGAGGUGGCAACAACGAAAUUUUCGGUAAAUUUUUUAAAAUUUUCAGCAUGAAUUUGUUCAUUUUUUUUAUAUGACUUGG
Molecule: messenger RNA, 2091 nt
Organism: Vicia villosa (hairy vetch)
Lineage: Eukaryota; Viridiplantae; Streptophyta; Magnoliopsida; Fabales; Fabaceae
Exons: 3
Coding region: 209-1441 (410 amino acids)
Source: RefSeq, a predicted model, not a curated record